CUCAACUUGAACAAUGGUUGAUAAUCAGGCGAUUUAGAAUUGCAGUAUUGGAACCGCGUUCGCGAAGAUGGUUCCAUACAGACGUCAAUGACUGCUUGCAUGGAAGUAAAGAACAAGCAUGCACACCUAGAGUAUGCCAGUGAUAGUUGCUGUAGCUCUUUUCUUGCAAUGGAACCAGAAGAACUUACGGCUAUACAGACAGCAGACAGCGAAAUGAUGAAUAAUGUUGGGACACAAAAACCACAUAUGAAGGACGGGGAAGGAUUGGAGCGUGCUGCUCAUGACAGUAACAUUGCUGUUACAAUGAACUCAGAAAUUUCUGGAAUUUCUCAGUUGGUUCAGCUAUUCCCUAAUCACCAAGUGUCAUAUCUUGAAGAAGUUCUCAUUAGCUGUAAUCUCAACCCAGACAUGGCUGCUUUAGCCAUUCUAGAUCAGAGUGUUGAGGUGUCUAAAAACACGUGCACAACACAACACAACACAAGAUGUGCUGCAGCAAAAUGCUCAACAGUUGAAGAUAUAAUUGAUUUGAUACGUGGAGGUGCAGAAUUUGAAAUCCACAACAGUGAACCUAGAGAAAACAGUCAUCUCAAUCAACCUAAUCUUGCUCAACUUCUUUCAUCUGUGAGGAGAGACUGUUUCAGUGAUGCUAUAGCCUUCUUCAAGUCCGGGAAAUAUGACUGGAAGAGAGAUUUUUGUGUAACAUUUGAAGGAGAACCUGCAGUAGAUGGCAGUGGUCUUCGUAAAGAGCUUUUCACACUCCUGCUUCAGCAGAUGACAACAUCUGCUGCUCCAGUAAGGCUUUUUGAUGGGCCUCUUGACAGGUACCUUCCCAUUCACAACAUAGAUGCUUUGUUGGGUGGUCUUUUUAAGGUGGCAGGGCAGAUAAUUGCUGCUUCAGCAUUUCAAGGAGGACCAAAGUUUUCGUGUCUUUCUCCAGCGCUGUAUGCAUACUUGACUACAUCAUCACUAGACAAAGCAUUGGACAUUAUGAGCACAUCAGAUCUUCCCGACAUUUGUUUGGCUGAGACACUAGAAACGCUCAUUGAAGCAGAAGAUAACACAGCUGAAUUCUGCAUGUCAUCAGGAAUGCUAGUGGACCACCUGGUAACAGCUGGGUUUACUCAGCGUCUGACUGCAACAAACAAAACAGAUGCUGUUAUGAAAAUUCUUAUACAUGAAAUGACCAUAAGCCGCAAGUCUGAAAUAGACCAGCUGGCUUCAGGACAAGCUUUGUAUUAGAUCUAGCAAUCAAAUAUCCAGAAGUUUGCGACUUUUGUUGACAGCUUCAACUCCAGAGCAUCUUACAAGUAAUAACUUUCUGGACUUGUUUCAGUUUGAAGAUACUAUUCCAACACAUAUCAAAGAGUAUUUUAUUCGAUAUGUUGCAAAUGCAGGUUAGC
This is a messenger RNA of Corticium candelabrum, 1400 nucleotides long. RefSeq lists its product as uncharacterized. Gene Ontology annotation, molecular function: ubiquitin-protein transferase activity. Lineage: Eukaryota; Metazoa; Porifera; Homoscleromorpha; Homosclerophorida; Plakinidae. Bases 88 to 1239 code for a protein of 383 amino acids. The transcript has 9 exons. The record is from RefSeq and is a predicted model, not a curated record.